Molecule: messenger RNA, 4399 nt
Organism: Anneissia japonica
Lineage: Eukaryota; Metazoa; Echinodermata; Crinoidea; Comatulida; Comatulidae
Product: transcription factor GATA-4-like
Exons: 8
Coding region: 421-2097 (558 amino acids)
Biological process (GO): negative regulation of transcription by RNA polymerase II; positive regulation of transcription by RNA polymerase II; cell fate commitment
Cellular component (GO): nucleus
Molecular function (GO): zinc ion binding; DNA-binding transcription factor activity, RNA polymerase II-specific; RNA polymerase II cis-regulatory region sequence-specific DNA binding
Source: RefSeq, a predicted model, not a curated record
UCAAAGCGAUUUUGGAAAGCCUCGUCACGUGAUUUCCAUGGUCCACAGCUGUGCAUCUGUACGGUUCGCUAACUCGAGUUGAGUAAAUACUCAAUGUGGUCCUGUUAAAUAAAAAUCUGAAGCCAAUGUGAGCCCACUGCACUCGCCUUCCGCUAUCUAUACAACUGGUCAUUGCACCGCUGAUAAAGCACUAAGGGGACAAGAAGCGCUUUCCUGAGAUAAAACAAAUUGGUUUGGGAAUGACUAUUACAUUAUCCGAGAUUCAUAGUCAGAGUUAAAGUAAUUCCCGUCAAUUGUAUUAAAACUACCUCAUUGUUGGUUGGAUGCCUUACAUUCUUCCCUCUUUCAUUAUUAUCGUUACAAGUCAACGUAGUCUACAAUAUUGUCUCUCUUCCUGAGUAAUUGUGUUUCCAAUGGUACAUGGAAUGCUCUGAAUCAACCCGCUGUCUUGGUGGUAUUAUCGUCAAAUCUGAAAACACCUCUCCUGGCAAACUUGAACCGACAAAUUUGUCCAACACUCGGUCUGAUCUUUCAAACGGGAGUCCUCCAACCAGCACAGGUGAUUCACAAUCAUCGCAUUCCUCUCCUGAACAGGACGACCGACAGCAAUUACACAAAGAGCAAGUUAAAUCUCCGCCAAGCUAUCAAUACCAUUAUCCACAACACCCCCAUACAGCAUACAUUGCACGUGGUAUGCCCUCUGGGCUUGUUUUGGGAUCCCUCGCUGAACCAAGUCAAUUGUUGCCAUCAGAGGACGUAGAAGUGUUCUUCCACCACCUAGAUCAACCAAUGCCUACCUCAAGCACCCACUCAAAUUUGACCACGUCUGCUGUUCUAACUGAUCAUCACCACCCAUUUAGCCAAAUGUACCCCUCACAAGGAACCAUCCCAGUACCAACUUGUGUAGGCGUUCAGCCUGCUUAUGAGGCUUCCCCAACAUCGUAUAUUCACUCGGCAACCAGCCCAGUGUACGUACCAACCACAAGACCUGCCAUGCUGACUAUGGCGCACCAAUACAUCCAGCCAGGCGUCACAAGUGGCACACCACAACAAUCGCCAGUUCAGACAAGUCCCCACGUCUGGUCAGCGCAGUCUGAUCCCACGGGGGCCUACGCAUCGAAUGCCACGGCAGUUAAUCAGCGAUUUUCUUUUCCACCAAGCCCCCCGAUUACCUCUGGAGCAUCAAACCUAAGUCGCCAUCAUAAUGGUCUCAGUCCUUAUGCCCCGUAUGUUGGUAGUGAAUUCAGCUCCUGGACAGCCGCCGCCUCGUAUGACCCACUACACAAUGUUGCUCGCACCAGCGCUCUAAACAGACGACUCGAUGGUUGCCCUGGAGAAAUGUGGACCCCAGACUAUGGAGAAGGAAGAGAAUGCGUCAACUGUGGAGCAAUGUCAACGCCUUUGUGGAGGCGUGAUGGUACUGGACACUACCUCUGCAACGCAUGCGGUCUUUAUCACAAGAUGAACGGUAUGAACAGGCCGCUUAUCAAACCACAGAGACGAAUGUCUGGGUCAAGAAGAGAGGGGAUUGCAUGUGCUAACUGCCGAACAUCCACUACGACACUUUGGCGAAGGAACAAGGAAGGGGAGCCGGUUUGCAAUGCAUGCGGACUCUAUUACAAGCUACAUAAUGUUAAUCGACCACUUGCUAUGAAAAAGGAUGGUAUCCAGACAAGAAAGAGAAAACCAAAGAGCGCUAAGUCGUCACAACAGCCAUCCACCCAGAGUCCGGUGCCGCAUAUUGACGCAAAACGUAUGAAGCAAGAUUCUGAUCACUUGACGCAUGUCCCUGUUCAUGGAUCCAUCAAGAUGGAACCCUAUACAAACGGGCUUUCUGUACAUUCUAUUGGUAGCCCUCACUCCAUAGUGAACAUGCAGAGUAACCAGUCAAUUAUGACGACGCCUACCAGUAACAUUAUCCUAUCGAACGGUUCCGCUAACCCACUGAACCUAGUUGCUAACCCCACUCCAGAGAGUAGUCCCAACAUUCAGACGACGGUCGCACAAACCAUCUUUAAUGCCGUUAACCCGUCACCACCAGUAGCUGUUGCAGUCAAUCUCGAAAGAGGGAGUCCAAUAUCAGUUAAAAGAGAGUGAACUGUAUAAUAUUUAUGAAUGAUGUAAAUUAAAUGCGCCAUCAUUUUGAUCAUGGAUGCGAAUGGAACAUUCUGAUAAUAUGUAUUCCUUAAGAAUAUCGGCACGAUCAAACACUGGUAGGUUGAACUGGCCUGUUGGCGCGCGAUUGAAUUUUUCGUGUUCGCGAAAGAAUGUACAAUAAAAAUAGCCUAUUUGUUUUAUCAUUUAAAUCAUUGUUAUUUUUUGCCUAUGCGAUGUGUGCUUGGCAUUUUACAAAAUUUACUUCAUUUCUACUGAGUGAAGUAAGAACUACAAAGUCAACAAGUCUUCCAAAUAAUUGCUUUGAAGAAGCAAUCGUCGAACGUUUUGUCAUACUCGCAAGAGUUUAUGCAAAUGGAGAAAAUCGAGCAAAUGUGAAUACAUUAAGCCUAAGUAUAGAUUUUAAGAAAGAUUAGUACAUAGGAUUAAAAACCUACGAUAUUUUGUGCAAUGAUUUUCCAUAAAAAAUAAACGAAAGUGUAGGCAUAUAUACAUCAUUUUCCUGAACAAAUAUUAAAUUAAACUGAGUAACAGUAGUAGGCCAAUGACUUAAAAUUAAAGCUUUUUGCUUACUAAUGGUGCUGGAUAAUUGAAUAUAUUUGUCGAUAGCAGUAAUAUAACGAGGACCCAGCAAAUAAAACGUUACGUAACUUUAACAAACAUUGUGGUUGGUGUGUUGAAUAAAGACGUAAACAAAACGUUAGAUCAACGUUAUUAAAAAUUACGUUUAUAAUGUUUAUAAAAGUUAUAAUAACGUCGAAAUGUUAGCUGGAAAUCAUCAGUAGUACCUCGUCGUACCCUAAAUUGAUGGUAACUAAAUGGGCGUUAUUAAGACAACCCGUAGUUUAUAAAACACAAUUAAAGCAUUUAUCAAUACGGCUAGUUAUUCAUGCAAAGAAUGUUUUUCAGUAAAUGUAUGUUUGGUGAAAAAAGUAGGCCAGCCAAUUAGUUAAAGUAGAAGGGUCCAAGAAGUGUCAUAGAUGGUAGCGUGGCCUUCUGUUAUGAAUAAAGUAACAUUAAGAUGACUUGUCAAAUUAACUAAAACGCAAGUGUGCUAUAACAUCAGUUAAAAUUAUUCAUUCGAAACCUAUUCAGAUGUCUUCAAGACAGGGAGAUUUCGCAACCUUACGAAAACGACAACAAAUACGUCAUUAUCAUUGUCGUCAUUCGUGCCUAAAACAUUCUUGACAAAUGCUAUACGAGCUGAAUAUGAUUUUUGAUUCAUGCAAAAGGCAUAAAUUGCCUACGAUGUGACAGAUAGGCCUUUGCUACUGUGGGAAGAGUUGGCUUAAAAUUUGAUGACGUAACCGUAUUCGUUAUCGUUUUCGGAAGCUUGCAAAAACUUCCUAUUAUUGAGAUAAUACUGGUAAUUGCUCUUUUGAAAGAAUACAUUCAAGCAUUAAAAUGGUUGUAAAAAAUAUAUUAAUUUCCGUAAGAUUGUUUUUUUUUUAUUUAUUUGCUAAGCGAUUAACACAUUGCUGUGUCAUUUCUUGUUGCUGUACAUUCUUUCUCUUGAGUUACAAUUUUGGAAGUCGCCAAUAGGUGGUUUUUGAAAAACGUAAUGUUGAUAUUUAACAAAGUGUUGUAUUAUGAUUUAAAUCAAUUAAUAUUAUUAUUACCUAAUUGAAUGCUGAUUAUUAAUCAGCCGGUGUUAGGCUAACACAGCAAAAGUGUGCAAAUGUGCCAACUACCUUGUACAUAGUUAUUAAAUUUGAAAUAUUUGUUUUUCUUUUAAUAUUGCGUUGAUAAUUUUCACUCGUUCGUUUUUACACUGUGGCCGCAUUAUAGGUGUACAUCAAUGUAAUUAUUAAUUAAACAUUUAAAUAAUUGAAACGUUUAAACGUUUGGUCCGAUCAGGCGUGGCAAAUACAAUUAGUCUUAUACCGCACUACCUCCAGGUAGAUAAAUUUGAUAACAAAAGUAAAAGUAAUAUUUUGUUUUCGAUAGAUUAGGCUACAGUAUUUUUUUUUAUUAUUAUAAAUGCAAGAAUAUUUUGUUGUAUUAAAAAAACAUGAUUUCUGUCAGGUAUUUAGAUAUCAUAUUGUUUUUUUAAAUAUGAUGAGAUUUCUUUUUAUAAAUCAUCGACAACUGUGUGCUAUCAAUCGACUGUUCUAACCUCAGUAUUAUUGUUCUUGUGACACAUUCGUUUGAAUUGCAUUAAUGGAUGUGUGUACAUCUAUAGUUGUAGAUUAUUGGAUGUAAUUAUAUGUGAUGAGGUCUGUAAUAUGUCAAUUAGUAAUAAAUAGUCUGAUCAACAUUAAAUGUGUUAAAUAACAACAUUAAA